Molecule: messenger RNA, 2418 nt
Organism: Fusarium falciforme
Lineage: Eukaryota; Fungi; Ascomycota; Sordariomycetes; Hypocreales; Nectriaceae
Product: Protein kinase domain-containing protein
Exons: 3
Coding region: 1-2418 (805 amino acids)
Biological process (GO): protein phosphorylation
Molecular function (GO): protein binding; ATP binding; protein kinase activity
Source: RefSeq, a predicted model, not a curated record
AUGGACAACAACUUGUCUGAUCUUGUACGCGACUCCAAACUAAGGACGCGCUACGAAAAACCUCACACUAUUCACCUCUUUGACGACCCGGAUGCUCCUCCUUUUUCCGCACGGCGACGCGAACAAUGGAAGAAAGAUCGAACGAUUGGCCAUGGCGGUCAAGGACGCGUCGUGUUGCAGACGUGCACCGGGGGCAGUCGAGGCUAUACUCAACGCGCUGUCAAGAUGAUUCCACUCCAAGAGAGUGGACGACGGCGAUAUCUUCGGGAACUGGAAGCCAUUCUCAAGUUUUCUCAUGACAAAUACGCCAAGUACUUUGCAAAGACACUGGGAUGGUACACGUCACAAAGCAAACUGUAUAUUGCCAUGGAGUAUUUCCCCGCAGGAGAUUUACAUUCCUAUGCUCUCAAACAUGCACCCUUGCCCGAAAAUGAGUGCUGCGAGAUCGCCAGUCAAAUCCUUCGCGGCUUGGCUGCCAUGCACCAGGAAAGUUUUGCACAUCGAGACGUGAAGCCUCACAACAUCUUGAUUCACCAAUCUCCUCGAUCUGUACCUCCUGCUCCAUGGUGGGUCAAGCUCGCAGACUUUGGCAUCAGCAAGAGGCUGGAGGCCGGGACCAGCGGCAGCACCAGGAGGAAUGGCACCCUGCUAUACAUGGCGCCCGAACUUCUUAUAUCCGAGCUGUCCAAUGGGUCACGAUUUGACUAUCCUGCUGUGGACUUGUGGGCUUUGGGCGUCACAACCUUUUUCAUCUUGACCAAGAGUCUUCCAUUCCAUGACCUGUCAUCCGUCAUCAAAUACGCCAGUGAUGCCAACAGGCCGUUUCCUGAGACUGCUUUGCUUAAUUGCAAAGUAAGCAUGGAUGGGAAGGCUUUCGUUCGUGCUCUGACGAGACGAAAACCGACAGAGAGGUUGAAUUCGGGAGCUGCCAUGUGCCAUGCGUGGAAUCAUCCAUGGCGGCCGGAGACACAGACACCACCACCACACAGCGGGCAAAUCCAGGGCUCGGGACAAUCCUUCAAGGUUGCUCACCAUGUUAUGUCUUCUCAAUUUUCCUCUAUGAGCUGUUCUUUCGACGAAGGAACGGGCGGCUCAUCGGGCCUUGACGACGUCAGCUCGCAGUUGUACUCUAAAUCUUGGUCUCACGAAGACACCAAGAAAACCAAUUCGGCCUUCGAAAUACUUCGCUCACGCUGGAAUGAAGAUGGCGACGACCGACUGUUACUGGCCGCAUUAUCCGAUGAUGCAGCUAUAAGGGAUUACCUACUACUGAUGAAGGGAAAUUUCGGGGCCUCCAAGCGUGCAGCACUCUUGCAGGCUAUAUUUUCCGAUAAGGAAGGCUUCAUCAAUUUCUUGAUUCAGACAAGUGACAACCUCGAGUCAAGGACUAGAUGGAGGGAUACCCCACUUCACCUAGCGACAAAGGCUGGAAAUCUGUCUGUGGUGCGGCUCUUGAUCAAAGCAGGCGUCAACAUUGAAGCUAAGAACAGCAACGGUGAAACGGCACUCUCUGAGGCCUCAAAAGCGGGAAACGAGGCCAUGGUGGAGAUGCUGGUUGAGGAAGACGCCAACAUUGAGGCCAAAAACAAAAAGGGCGAGACGCCGCUCGUUCACGCCGCUGAGAACGGGCAUGAGGGCGCAGUGGAGUGGCUGGUGAGUAUAGGUGCCGAUCUCGAGAGCAGGGAUAAUGAAGGUAAUACGGCACUCUCAAGGGCCUCGCGGGGAGGAGAAGAGGCCACGGUGAGGGUCCUGAUCGAGGAGGGCGCGAGCAUCGAGACUAAAAACUAUGCGGGUGAAACACCGCUUCUUCAGGCUGCUAGUGAAGGAAAUAAGGGCACCGUAAAGCUGCUAGUGAGCAAACGUGCUAAAAUUGAUGAGAGGGACUGCGAUGACGAUACACCGCUUCUUAAAGCUACAGAGGCCGGGCAUACGUCGAUAGCAAGGCACUUGUUGGAUGGAGGCGCAGACAUUGAGGCUAUGAAUCGCUGGGGUCGCACACCGCUGCUGCAGGCUGUUUAUUGGGGACGCGAAACUACUGCGCGUUUCUUCAUAAGUUCAGGAGCAAAUCUCAAUGCUUGGGAUGAUGGUGGAUAUACGGCACUUGGACGGGCCGUCUACAGGCAGCAUGAGUCCAUGGUGAGACUGCUUUUGGAAAACGGCUUCGGUGUUAAUGAACGAAGCUACGAUCGUUCCACGGCACUCAUACACGCUUCGAAGAAAGGGCACGAAGGCAUCGUUAGACUUCUACUCGACAAGGGCGCUGACAUUGAGGUAAGGGAUAUCUUCGGUGACACGCCGCAUUUGAUAGCUCUGAAGAACGGAUUCAAGGCUGUGGCGAGGAUUCUUUCUAAAGAGGCACGCUCUCAAGAGGCACGCAGGAGGAGAGGUGACCGAAUCUUGAUACCACAAAGAGCUUGA